Tricharina praecox is the source of this 837-nucleotide messenger RNA. RefSeq lists its product as uncharacterized. The record is from RefSeq and is a predicted model, not a curated record. NCBI's taxonomy places the organism in Eukaryota, Fungi, Ascomycota, Pezizomycetes, Pezizales, Pyronemataceae. The transcript has 11 exons. The coding region runs from base 1 to 837 and encodes 278 amino acids.
AUGCCAAACCUCAAAUUAGAUGAGUCGGACAGCUCUUCAGAGGUGUCUUCCCUGCGCCAGAAGACCAUGCUGACCUACCCAGAAUGGACCCCGCCACGACUUCGAGAACCUCUUCAGGAUGGGCCUCGGCCCCCUGGGUUGUGGCGGUUCAUCCGGAAAAUCCAGCGAUCCGUUUCACCUUUCAUCUCUUCCCAUUCCACCAACAAACGACUCAAUAUUCGCUACACCAACUCCGACUUCGUACACGAGCCCUCCGCAAGCGAAGAAGAUGAGGAGGAUGAAAAGGAGAAGAUGACCGACGAGAAGAAAGAAAACGCAGAGGAGGAGGAGGAGAACGAGGAAGAGGAGGAGGAGAACGAGGAGAACGAGGAAGAGGAGGAGGAGGAGGAGAACAAGGAGAACGAGGAAGAGGAGGAGGAGGAUGAAAAGAAGAAGAUGACGGAAGAGAAGAAAGAAAAUGCAGAGGAAAAUGAGAAGGAGAAAUCAAUUUUGUCCAUUCAUAGCAGCUCGCAGCUGGCCAAUCGGCAAGCAGAGCGAGUAAGUACUUACCUAUUAAAGGUCGGUGGAGGAGAUAUAUACAAAGUCAAGAGUCAAGACGUGAGCGGUAAGGAUAUCAUGCAAGUGCAACUCGUGAAGCCCCUGACAGGCUGGCCCCAUACCGGUACUGAGCCUUACGCCCUUACUUCUAUCACACCCACCACUCCACGACUGGUCCAACCUUCGACACCGAGCCUUCUCGUCUCGUUGAAAUUCGUGAUUCGUCCCCCAUCCAAUGACUCCAGUCCUCGCAAUGUCGUACCCACGGAUGGGCCGGGAGAUGUAUUCGCGUCUUUCUAG